UUCGGAAGUAACUUCCGGUUUAAAAAAUUGUCAUACUUCAAAAUGGCGUCAAGCAAAAGAAAGCAAGAUGAGAAACACCUCAAAAUGUUACGAGAAAUGGCAGCGUUACCUCCUAACAAGCAGUGCUUCGACUGCCACCAAAGAGGCCCAACAUAUGUCAACAUGACGACGGGUGCAUUUGUCUGCACAUCGUGCAGUGGCAUCUUGAGAGGUUUAAAUCCACCACACAGAGUAAAAUCCAUAUCGAUGGCCAGUUUUACACCAGAUGAAAUGGACUUUUUAAUAUGUCAUGGAAAUGAGUUUUGUAAAAAAGUAUAUUUAGGACUUUAUGACAAUAGAUCAGGAGCGGAACCAGAUUCAAGAGAUGAACAAAAAGUAAAAGAUUUCAUGGUGCAAAAAUAUGAGAAAAAACGAUAUUAUGUUGCACCUACAGAGGCAAUGAAAACAGAAGCAAAACAGGUCAAUGAGUCUUCUAUGAAUAAACAGACCACAACUAAACCAUUGAGAGCAUUAUUAGGAGAAAAAGGUUCCAAUCUUAUAGUUCAUCAAAAUGAUCAGUCACCAAAAAUAACCUUAAAGAGUCAGGCUGCAUCAGUACCAGGUCAGAUAACUCUAGGUCAACAGCCACCAAAAGACGCUUCAUUCCAGUCCCCAGGACAACAAAGUCAGUCCUCACAGUCUUCAGGGUCAGCUACAAUGGAUUUAUUAGGAGAUUUAGGAGGAGAUCCAUUUGGUUCUUCAUCGUCAACUCCAUCACAGCCGUCAGCGGCAGGAGAUCAUGGAGGAUUUGCUGACUUUGCUAGUUUUAAUCAGUUUGGAGCACCACCACCAUCACAGCCACCUGUACAAUCUUCAUUCCCAGGUUUCCAGGCACCUCCUAGUAAUCCUUUAGUACCAAUGGGUAAUACUCCCUCAGGGUCAGCACCUCUGACAAAUGGAUCAACAGCGCAAGCUAUAUCCAUUCCAGCACCCUCUGGUGGUGAUAAAUACUCAGCUUUAUCAGAUCUGUUUAGUUCCUCGCCGUUGUCCUCGGCACCUGCACCGGUCAGUUCAAAUGUCAACUGGGCAGGAGGAUCUAGUGCAGAAGUUAGUUGGGGAGGAGGUGGAACAAAUACGUCUGCUGGGGGUGGUAGUCUUAAUUGGAAUAGCAGUAGUGGUGGUCAGGGAGUUAGCUGGAACAGCACUAGUACAGCAUCAUCUACUAAUCAAGGAGUUGAUUGGAUGUCACCGACUAACACAUCAAGUUCAACAAAUGCUUUUCCUGGCACAGGACAGUUUUUUGCCCAUCAUCUACCUGUAGGAAAACCAGGCAAUCCAUUUUUCACUGAUUAUGGUGGAACACCAAAUCCUUUUGGAGGUGGUGUAUCUAGUGCUUCACAAGGAGGAGCUGGUGUAAGUAAUCCAUUCGGAGGAGCACAACCAGGAGGUUUCGGGCAAACACCAGUAGCCAAUCAAAUGCCAGGAUUUGGGCAACAACAGCCGGCUGGAUUUGGACAACCUGCUCCUCAGCCAGCAUUUGGACAGCCAUCAGGGUUUGGACAGCCUGUCAGCUCAGCUGCAGGGUUUGGACAACAAGCUGCUGGUUUUGGACAACAAUCUGCAGGUUUUGGACAGCAUGGGCAACCAGCUCCUGGAGGAUUUAAUCAAACACCUGCUAGUGCUAGUUUUGGGGGACAGCCUGCUGGCUUUGGACAGCAACAACAGGCACAACCUGCUGCAGGUUUUGGUGGACAACAAGCUGGGUGGGGAGGGGGUCAACAACAGCAAGGUUUUGGACAGUUUCACAUGCAAAAUGGAGGGUUUUCAAGUGCUGCAGGAUUUGGGGGACAACCAGUUCCUGCAAACUAUGGAAAUACAAUGACAACACCAUCAACACAGUCAAAUAAAAUGGGAGGAAAUCCUGGUGGGUUUGGACAACAGCAAGGAUUCCCAGCUGCACAGCCAGGUGGAUUUGGUGGUUGGGGUCAGCCUGCUCCUAGCGCUAAUCCAUUCAUGUCUGCUGCCACACAGCCAAUAGCACCAAAAACAAAUUCAACCAAUCCUUUCUUAUGAUGAUGAUGAAUAGAUAUAUAUACAAUUUAAAUAAUCAGCACUUGACAAGGAGAAUUUCAUGUUUGAUGGCGUAGGAAAACAUGUUUCGAAACAACAUGAUGUGUCAAGCACAAUGUUAGCCGACAGCUAAACAAAAAAAUUGUUUGUGUUAUUUUUGACAGACGAGAUUCUAAGAUCAUCAAGUGUAACUCUAGUCAGUAAAAAAGUACAAAAAAAUACAGGAAGAAAAAAAAUCAUACUUGCAUUAAUAGAAGAUAUAUAUAUAUGUAAUGUUAACUCUAUGGAGCAAAAAAUAAGGCAUUAGAUUUUUCACUGUAAACAAACUUAUUUUUGUGUGGCACUGUGUGGCCGAGUCAUGGCUAUUCAUUUUCGCAAUUUUCUUACUUUGUUCAUCUAUUCAUAUAAGUGAAGAUCCAAGUUUGAUAACACUAUCACAUUAUUUUUAUACUCAUGACUGUUGCGCCAAUGAAUUGCUUGCAAAUUGGGUGGUUUACUCUUAUUAGUCCUAAAUAUAAACAGCUUUAAUACUUUUAAUAGAACAAAGACAAAUAUUUCAUACAUAAGAAUCAUUUGUUAUUUAUAAAGAUCUUGUCUUUCCUUCAUGAUAUAUAGUUUCAAUAUAUAGGGUAAUUUAUGAAUAUAUAUAUAUUUCAUUUUAGUCGGUGAUACCAAUUUUCUGAAAGCAAAUUUUAUUUAUUGGCUUUGUCAACUGAUGUAUUCAGCGCUCUAUUGGUCAAUGGGCUUUUCAGAGGUGUGUUUCUGUUGUUGAUUAGAUUGGAAUGCCCAAUUCAAUCAGGUUACAACUGAUUUUUUAUUGAGAGCUUUUUUAAUACAAACAGGUGUGGAAAUAAAGAAAAGACCAAACUUAUUUAAAACAAGGAUAAGUGACCAAGCUCUCAAUAAAAUUCAAGCUAUAUGAUGCAAAAUGAUUGUAACUUAACAAAUGAAAAUGAUUUAAAUGUGUGAUUUAAAAUGCAUGCAGUUUUGUGUUCUUGUAUUUCGUUUGUUCUAUAUUUUGUUUGUUUGUUGAUAGAAGACAAAAAACAUUCCACAAGUUCUUCUAAAUCUUUACCAAAACUAUGACAAGGACAAUCUUAGAAUUGGGUUAAGUUAUUCCAAGAAGUACCGCAGGAAUAAGAGCUUUUGUCUGUAUAAAUGUUUAUCUGCUAGCAGGAGAGAUAUUUUUGUUUUUAUUGGGGAUGGGGUGGGGUGGAGAGGAUAAGAACCAAAUAAUUGACAUGUUGAACAAGAAAUUAUUUAAGUUCUUCCCAAUAUAUCUUUUAUAACCAUUGUCUGAUUUAUUACCAAGAAAUAACACAUGCAGCAAGAUACUCAGAUCAUUGGUAAAAAUGAAAAAUGUUUUCAAUUAAGAAUAGCAUAUGUACUUGAAAUGUAUGCUAUACUGUUUAUUAAUUUUUUUCGUUCGAUACCAAUUUUCGUGGAUUUGUGGUUAAAGGUGAACCACUAUUGAAGUGUUUUUGUCAAUUUUCUAAAGGCUGCCUUGUAUGACUUUGGAAAAACCACAAAAUCUAAUAUACCGGUACACGAAAUAAUUAAUUGUUUCUCAAUCCACAAAAAAUGGGUAUCCAAGAAUAUAAAUGAAUGCAGAUUAUUAUGAUGAUACAUGUAUUGAAUAUGACAUGAGGGUUGAUAGAAAUGGUUGUGAGAUGAUACGAGUUGUUGUUCAAUGUGUGCAAAAGUCUGUUCAAAGUUUGCUUGAAUGAUAGGUUUAAUUGAAAAUUGCAGUUUAACUCUACACUAAAAAUCACUGUCAAUCAAGAAUAGCUAUUUUCAGAUAAAUUACUUUUCAAAAAUUAAAAAAUUAAAUUAAAAUUUAGAAGUAUCCUACAAUUGCAAUGUGGAGAAAUCUUGGCUGAGUAAGUAAAUGUUGUUCUAUCCAAAGAUUAAUUGUCUUUCACCAUUUUUGGCUGAAAAUUGUUAAAGAAAAUAUAAGCUCACAAGAGCUUCUGAUCCCCAGCAAGGGUAUAAACACUUUGCAAUAAAGUAUAAAAGUAUGGGAAAAUGUGUGUAAGAGGAAAAAAUGUGCUGUGUAGUUUGUGAGAAUGAGAUUUAUUUUAGUAAUAGAAUUCAAUGUAUUUAUCAUAAUUCCCAUCAUCAUCACUAGAAAUAGUAGCACAUCUGACAUUAUAUUAUUGGUUUUAUACAUGUAGGAAAAAAAGCAAUUCAUGAGUUAUUACUUUUUUUGAAAAUUCAGAAAGUAGUACGGUAUACAAGUAGCCAUGGUGAAAGAAAGAAAACUUAAAGCAUAAUACUUUAGACAUUGUGAUUACAAACAGAACAGUUUUAUGAAGUUAAGUUUGUUUAUUUGUCAAUAAUUCUGCUUUUAAAGUAUUAGUCAAGUCUUCCAAUUUCCAUUAAUAUAUAUUGGAAAUUCCUAUUUUGGCAAGGAAUAUUUUUACUGAGGAAACUUAUUAUUCUUGUGAGAGACAAAUUUUAGUUGGUUUAGGUGAACAAUGAAUUCAAUGUUCAAUGAAGUGUAACUAUCAGCUUAUAUGCACACCGUCAGUAGGAGGAUAUUUCUAGCAGAAAAUUUAAAGACGACAAUAAAUAUUCAAAUUUUGAUUUCAAUAUGAAAAAAAGCCAAAUUGAUGCUUUGUCUUGUCUAUGUUUGUAGGGGUUUUCUCUCUUCUCCUAGUAUACCUUAAAAGGUAACAAUAUGAUGUAUAAAUAAAGUGUUUAUUUCUUUAAAGUAACUGCUAGAUUGACAUUUUUCUUUUUUUUUAAAAGGAAGAAAGUAUGUCUGAAAAAGAUAAAACAGUAGGGUCAUACUCAUCUGUAAGAUAAAACUUAAAAUUUUGUUGGUAAAUCAAAAACCAUCUGUAGUUGUGUAUAAUCCGCACUCCUUUGUACUAACUACAUAAAUAAGUUUUAAAAGUGGAGGACUAUACACGACCAAAUACGGUAAUAUAAGCUAGUUACAAUGUAGUACUGGUACGUUGUGAAUGCCAUGUUUAAUGGGGUUAUGUUUUAUUGAUACUGUUUGAAUUUUACAUUUUGUUACUUGUUUAUUUAUUUGUAGAUUGUUGUUGUUAUUUUGCUGUGAAUAGAAAUAAUUUGUAAAAUUUGAAAAAUUUCCAAAGGAAAGAUUUUCUUUGUUUACCAAAUUUGUCAGAUUUUUUUUCUCUGUAUUGCCCAUGUAGAUUGAAUACUUUUUCAUCCAUAUAGUGUACCUUAAUCUUAAACUUUCUUGUGUACGUUUCUUAUCUAUUUUCCUUUGCUUUAUAUGGGAGCUUUUUAGAUUGAAAAAUACCUCAGCAUGAGACUUAGAUGAAUACCCUAGAAAUAUCAUAAUAAGAAGAUAGACCUUAAGGGAGAUAACUCUUUAAAUCAGUAAUGUGUUUGAAAAAGUUAGUUCAUCAUGACUUUUUAAAGCUUUCUUGUAAAAGGGAACAAAAAUAAGUUGUGUCCCCUAACUUUGGUCUACCUUCACUGCAUAAAUGUCAUGGGAGAUCAUAAAUAAUGGUUAAAGAAUUGUGCUUUCUUAAAUUGACUUGUGACUUCAGUGAGAAGUUUGUUUCUUUGUUGAUCAGCAGAAUACUCUUAAACUAAUUUUACCCUUAAAGAGGUGUCACUUACAUUCAUAUUUUAUCUAAUAUAACUAAUUUACAUCAUUUUCAAACUGUUAAUCAUAUGUUUAUUUGGUUAAAGUUAACAUCUUAUGAAUAAGAAUGGUUAAAAAAUAUAAAUAUGUUUAUUAUAUAUCAAAUAUGUAAAAAUAUAAAGAUACCGUAACCAUGGAUAUAAGGGUAUAGCUCAUGCUACACAUUACCGUUAUUAGAAUUAUUUAUAGUCAGCAAUAAAAAAUUGUUUAUAAAAGUCAAUUUGAUAUCUCUACAUCGGGUAGGACAACACACCCUUAAAGAGGCAAACAUUUAUCAUAUCAAAAUUGAAGAUUUGUUAAUUGAUUUUGGCUUUGGGUCAUUAAAUGACCAAUUCUAAUGCAACAAGGUUUGUAACGUUCAUUUUGAUUGGAUAGCGUCACUUAUUUACAUGGCAUCAAUUAACAAUUGAUGCUAUGGGACGUACGCGCAAGCGCAGACGGCAUAUGACAGAUUUUAAAUACACAUGUUUUAACGUUGUUUUCUGUCAGUUUCAUUAGAAUGGAGAUAACAAUAUUGUAUUUUAAUCUCCUAAAUGUCUUCCUUUAGAGUGCACCAUAAGUACAAAAUGAUACUUGUUGAAAGUGUGCAAAUGGUUGUUAGCCUUUGGGGAAAAUACAGUAAAAUAAAGAAAGAGUGUGUUUGCCAAAUAAGAAAUGCAUUUUAUAAUUUGUUUUUUAUACAUUUGGUGUAGUUAGAUAGAACAAUUGUCAUAGCAACCUUGUUGUCAGAUCUUUUUUGUUUCAAACUGAAACAUAUCAGUUUUUCAUUAAGCCGAAAAGUCAAGAUUGAAAAAAAUUGUGAUAAGUAUGAAAAUCAGCGAUUUGAUAUAUAAAAUAAAUCAAAUAUGAAUAAUCGUUUUAAAAAAGUACUGAAGUUUAAGUGAAUGUAUGCACUAUGAAUAUGGAUGACAGAAAUAUUUUAAUAAGGUGAAUGUGCUGACUUUUCUCAUCAAUAUAAAAUUAUUUACAGUUUAUAUUUAUGUGCUAUGAAUGUUUAUUUCAUAUUUUCACAUUGUUAAUUUCAUUUUUUUUAUUUGUACAUAUAUUUAUGUACAUUGCUUGUAGCUAUUGAUAUGUAUAUAUUCCGUGAUCAAAAGAACACUAUUAAUAUUAUGUGAUCAAUAUUACAUAAAUUUUACCACAUUA
This is a messenger RNA of Mytilus trossulus (common blue mussel), 6820 nucleotides long. RefSeq names its product arf-GAP domain and FG repeat-containing protein 1-like. Gene Ontology annotation, cellular component: cytoplasm; membrane. Gene Ontology annotation, molecular function: GTPase activator activity. The record is from RefSeq and is a predicted model, not a curated record. NCBI's taxonomy places the organism in Eukaryota, Metazoa, Mollusca, Bivalvia, Mytilida, Mytilidae. The transcript is spliced from 9 exons. Bases 43 to 2052 code for a protein of 669 amino acids.